GCUGGGAUCGAUUCAAAUAUAUAUAUAAUGUGGCGUCAACUCUAUCUCAUCAUUCAUUUCACCCAAAAUCUCUUCAAAUGGAGUUUCCUAAUCGUUUACCCGUUUUCUUCAUCUUCUUCCUCUCUUUCAUUUUCCUUUCAUUUGGAGAGGGAAGGGCGCGCACGGUGACAUUUUACUUCCGCAACAAAUGCCCAUUCACUAUAUGGCCAGCGACGGCGCCAAACGCCGGCCAGCCAAUAAUCGCCGACGGUGGAUUCACUCUCCUUUCCGGCCAAACACAGCGCGUAAUUGCACCGGCGUCCUGGACCGGAAGGUUCUGGGCCAGAACAGGCUGCAACUUCGCCCCGAACCAACAAGGGCCGGCUUGCGAAACCGGCGACUGCGGUGGAAAACUCGCCUGCAAGGGGCUAAUCGGAACCCCACCGGCAACACUCGUCGAAGUCACCCUCCAAGAAGACAAAUCGAAACCCAAUUUCUACGACAUUAGCCUUGUCGAUGGAUUCAACAUUCCUAUUUCAGUGAAUUCCAAACAACCCAUUUCCCCCAAGUGCGCGAUUGGAAGCUGCGAGAAGAAUCUGAAUGAGAUUUGCCCUGAUGAACUGAAGGUAUUGAAUGGGAAUGGUGACGUCGUAGCUUGUAGAAGCGCUUGUUUGGCUUUUGGAUUGGACUCGUUCUGUUGCAGAAAUACGUACGGAACGCCAGAGACUUGCAAGCCGAGUUUGUACUCGAGGAUGUUUAAGGAGGCUUGCCCGUCGUACUAUAGCUUUGCGUUCGAUUCACCGCCGCCGUUGGCCAGUUGCUCGGCCAGAGAAUUCGUGGUCACGUUCUGCCCAGCGGGUUGGGGUAGUGGAGAUGCGGCAGCAAAGGGGAGAGAAGAGAUGUCGGCUGAGUGAUGACCGUCCGAACCACGAGCGUGAUGUGGAUCGGUUUGGUUAUUUAAGUUGGGUCGUGAAUUGUGAUUUUUAAUAUGAAUGAUAAAAUCUAAUUUUAAUUUCAAUUUCAUAUUUCAGUUCAGUUUCUAGAAAUAGAAGACUAACAUUAUUAUCAA
Molecule: messenger RNA, 1048 nt
Organism: Cucumis sativus (cucumber)
Lineage: Eukaryota; Viridiplantae; Streptophyta; Magnoliopsida; Cucurbitales; Cucurbitaceae
Product: thaumatin-like protein
Exons: 2
Coding region: 78-893 (271 amino acids)
Biological process (GO): defense response
Cellular component (GO): extracellular region
Source: RefSeq, a predicted model, not a curated record